UGCGAAUGUCUUGCUGGUUACGAGAUUGUCUUUGACUUUAUUAUCAAAAUCUCUGGUCCUCAUCGUUCGAUUUCACUUGUGUUUAUAGUAGAUACACCGUUUUGAUACAAUGUUGGAAGCAAUCGCAGGUGUUUUAAAGAUUGCCCUUGGUUUGGUAACGAACAAACUUCGUUCAUAUGGCGCUGAGAAACUUCAAGAUGGGGGUCUCACCGACCAGAAAUUUAGAGGCUGGAUUGUUCGUGAAUUGGACGACGUCAACUUUAAACUCGAUGCUUUGUCUCGCAUGCAUCUUUCUGCGAGCGUUAGCUUUUUCAAACAAGGAGUUGAACGUCUGCUUAUAUGUUUUGGAGACUCAUUUGACGGCGGAAACGAAUCACAGUCGAGCGAAUUACUGAAAGACGGACAAAGUUCAGCCGAGUCAAAGUCGCUGACUAGUGUGGGAGAAGCGGUUGCACUUGUCAAUGUAUUCAGGAAACUUAAGAUCGAAUCGAAGAAACACUUUGAGUCUGCGAAAGGAUUAUUUGCCAAGUCUGCGGAAGAAGCGACAUUAUCGUUUCACAAUGAUGCAUUGAAGACGAACGAAAGAAUUCAUGCAGCGGAAGUGCGCAUUGCUAGCGCAAUACUUGGAAAUUUGGACGAUCUGGAAAUCGCUGUAAGUGACUGCUUACAUUAUAUUACUGAAUUGCAUAACAUGACUGCCAUUAAAGAAAUAUUUACAGUGCAUAUCAAAGGAGGGCUAAAGGCUCUUUUUAAGAAAGAUUCCCGAGCAGAAAUCGUAGAAACUAUAACAAUGAUUAAUUUGAUCUUGGCUGAUUUCAUCAUGAAGUUUACAAAGCGAAGAAUGGGUCUUUUUGAUUGGCCAACAAUAAAAUGUGGGGACGAUGUUUUCCAUCCGAUUUGUAACGACGAGAGUAUCAAAAAAAUGAAGAGAAUGGAAAUAUCAGUACCUUGGGAAAUUUCAUUCAGUGAACGUUUGCCGGGGAACUACCGUCUUGCUAUAAACAGCAAAGGUGAGAUAUAUGGUUUUGAUAUUGAAAAAAAAGAUAAUAUGGUAAAGUUUGACAGAGCAGCAGGAGAAUGGAAACCGUUUAAUAUUUCUCCAUCGAAUGAUAAAGUUAGGAACUGUGUUGCUUUAACCAUCGACGAUGAAGAUAUGAUACAAUUGUGGAAUGUUUUUCAAAAACUGGUAAAUGUCUUUGUGAGCGCUGGCUCAUUUUAA
This is a messenger RNA of Dendronephthya gigantea, 1219 nucleotides long. RefSeq lists its product as uncharacterized. Lineage: Eukaryota; Metazoa; Cnidaria; Anthozoa; Malacalcyonacea; Nephtheidae. The coding region runs from base 110 to 1219 and encodes 369 amino acids. The transcript has 2 exons. The record is from RefSeq and is a predicted model, not a curated record.